AUGCCCUAUCGUUCAAUAACAAGCAAAGAUGUGGCAUCAUUACCACAGCCUGGUUUUAAUUUAGCUGAAUCAAUAAAAUUUAGUCCCGAUGAUACUCUUUUAACUUAUCUUCGUUCACCAAAUCAAACAUUAACAAGACAACUUUAUGCAUAUAAUCUUCAGACAGAAAAAGAAUUUGUUUAUGCUGAACCUGACAUUGGCCAUGGAAAAACAGAAGAAAAUCUUUCAAUGGAAGAAAAAUUACGACGUGAACGUCAACGUCAAUUAAUCACUGGUAUAACUCGUUAUCAAUGGUCUAAAAAUAGAGCUCGACCAUUAAUGCUUAUACCUAUUGGUAGUGAUUUAUAUGUUCAUGAUGAUAAAGAACUUCGUCUCUUGGUUAAUGGAUCUAAUCAACCACCAAUUAUUGAUCCAAGACUUUCACCUGAUGGUUCAUUUGUUGCAUAUGUUCAAGAUUCUGAACUUUAUUGUGUAUCAACAAUAGAAACAUCUCCACAACCACGUCAAUUAACAUUUGAUGCACGUGAUCAACCAAAUAAAACUAAUGGCCUUGCUGAAUUUAUUGCUCAAGAAGAAAUGGAUCGUAGUGAAGGUUUUUGGUGGUCAGAUGAUUCACGUUUUAUUGCAUUCACUCAAGUUGAUGAAUCGAAUGUACCAAUAUUUCGUAUCUCACAUUCUGGUUCUGAUGAUCCUGAUCAAAGUGAAGAACAUCGAUAUCCAUUUGCUGGUAAAACAAAUGUAAAAGUUACUAUUGGUAUUAUUGAUCUAAUAAAUAAUAAUAAAACAAUACCUAAUAUUCAUUGGAUUGAUUUAAGUUCAUUUUAUGAUUAUUAUAUUGCACGUGUACAUUUUUUUCCUAAUAAUAGUCUUGCUUUACAAAUUGAAAAUCGUCAACAAACAAAAUUACAAUUAUAUCAAUAUGAUUUUUUAAAUAAAAAACAAUUAAAAUUAUUAAUUGAAGAAAUAAGUCAAUCAUGGAUUAAUUUACAUGAUUUAUUUCAUACAUUAAAAAAAUUACCAACACAAUUUAUAUGGGCUAGUGAACGAACUGGUUAUAUGCAUUUAGAAUUAUAUGAUUUAAAUACUGGAAAAUUAAUUAAAUCAUUAACAAAUGGUGAAUGGGUUGUACAACGUAUAAUUGAUAUUGAUGAAGAAAAUUCAAUUAUUUAUUUUCUUGCUAAUCGUGAAACACCAUUAGAAGUACAUCUUUAUAGUGUUAAUUAUAAUGAUGAUAUAUCAAAAAUAGAUCGUAUAACACAAGAGCCUGGUUGUCAUGUUAUUUAUUGUUUUAAUCGAACAUAUGAAUAUUGUAUAACACAAUGGAAUUCAAUUGAUCAAUAUCCAAUUAUAAGAAUGUUAGAUAUUAAAAAGAAAAAAAUUAUUAAAACAUUAGAUUAUUUACAACAAGGACAAAUACAAAUAAUAGAACAAUUUCAUCUUAUUAAACCUCAAUUAAUAAAAAUACAAAAUAGAAAUAAUGAUACACUUUAUUGUGCAGUUUAUAAACCCGAUGAUGAACAAGGAAAAUAUCAAAGACCAUAUCCAACACUUGUAUCAGUUUAUGGUGGACCACAUCUUCAACGUGUGGUAGAUUCUUGGUCCCUUCGUGCAGAUAUGCGUUGUCAACGUUUAGUUGAAUCUGGUUAUGUCGUAUUACGUUUAGAUAAUCGUGGUAGUCCAAAUCGAGGUUUAGCUUUUGAAAGUGUUAUUAAAUAUGAUAUGGGACAUUUAGAACUUGAAGAUCAAGUUGAUGGUAUAAAUUAUCUUAUAAAACAAGGGAUUACAGAUAAAGCACGUGUUGGUAUGUAUGGUUGGUCUUAUGGUGGUUAUAUGUCUGCUAUGGCAUUAGUUCGUCAAAGUGAAGUUUUUAAAUUAGGAAUUGCUGGUGCACCAGUUACACAUUGGGAUGGAUAUGAUACUCAUUAUACAGAAAGAUAUAUGGGUACACCAGAAGAUAAUCCUCAUGGAUAUAUUGUAUCAAGUGUAAUGCAUCAUAUAAAUAAUUUAACAGGUCAUUUAAUGAUAAUACAUGGUUUAAUUGAUGAAAAUGUUCAUUUUCGUCAUUCAGCUCGUCUUAUAAAUGCAAUUAUACGAGCAAGUAAAUCUUAUGAACUUAUUCUUUUUCCUGAUGAACGACAUAUGCCAAGAAAACUUGAUGAAAGAAUUUAUAUGGAAGAUCGAAUGUUUGAAUUUAUUAGAAAAAACUUAUAG
Rotaria sordida is the source of this 2211-nucleotide messenger RNA. Lineage: Eukaryota; Metazoa; Rotifera; Eurotatoria; Philodinida; Philodinidae. The record is from the annotation of a GenBank genome assembly.